Eremomyces bilateralis CBS 781.70 is the source of this 2149-nucleotide messenger RNA. RefSeq lists its product as uncharacterized. The record is from RefSeq and is a predicted model, not a curated record. NCBI's taxonomy places the organism in Eukaryota, Fungi, Ascomycota, Dothideomycetes, Eremomycetales, Eremomycetaceae. The transcript is spliced from 2 exons. The coding region runs from base 107 to 1696 and encodes 529 amino acids.
AGUCCAUCUCCAACUUGGCAUGGAUGAUCUACUAGCUGGCUGAGGCUGAAGCAUUGAACAGGCGGGUAAGCUCGGAUCUUGAAUUCACGAUGCGUACGUGCUAUAUAUGUCGUCGCGUACAGCCUGUCCUUUUAACCAGCAGCUUUUACCUUUCAGCCGGUUGUCCAAUUGUCCUUUCAAAUACCUAGUCGCUGGUUCUUGUCUACUGUCCUUUUUCACAAUGGCUGCACCCGCGUUUGGAGACAUCGUCACGGCCUUGCAAAUUGCCUAUAAGAUCAUCAAUGGCUGCGCGCAUGCCGGCUCGGAUUUCGAGCAAGCAGGAAUAGAAACCGAGUCCGUGACGAUCAACCUCGAAGAAGUCAAGCGGUUGUACAAAGAUAAGAAAUCGUUCUUAAACCACCCCAACAAUCAGAGGCCGAGAAAAAAGCUCGAGUUUUACAUUACAAAAUGUCGAAGAGCCCUGGAACUGGUGAAGGCAGAACUGGAUAAAUACCAGAAUAUGCAUGUGGUGAAAAUAGUGAUGUUUGCCAUGAAAGGGAAAGGCGAUGUAUCCGAUUGCCUGUCCCACCUUCAGUUCAUCUCGACGCAGAUGUCGAAUUAUAUUAGCUACUUCGACAAGACAGCGGUCACUUCAGAUCGUCUGGAGCGGAACUUCGAUCGUACGAAAAAUGCUAAAAAGGCCGUCGAAAAAACUUGCAAAUCCAGCACUGUCUCUCCGGAAGCCAGGUCUUCGAUGGAACGAUAUGCCACACACCUUGCUGUACGAGACACGAAGCGGAUUUCGCAAAAGAAGAGACCCACGACACUUCCUGGGACUUACUUGGAAUGUUGGGUUGUGAAAAGCGCUACGGUUCUGGGACUGGACAAGGCGGCGAAGCAGCCGCUGCCCCAGAAACGUGGGCAGACACAACUAUGGGAGAUGGCGAAGCAGUUUCGUAUGCACCCAGGAAUCAAGACAAUAGGAACCGAAGCGGAUGAUUCACGGGUCAGGUGGAUACUCGGCGAGAAACGAGCUGGCGAGAAAAGCAAGCGACACUUUUGGAAGUUCGUAGCCGCUCGGAUCGAAGGCCAAUCCGAAGGCAUGAAAGGACUGGUAAUGGAGGAGAGGCUCAUGGUGAUCGUCAAGAGGGCCAUGACCCAGUUAGCGAAAGAUGCACAUCUCAAGAAACUCCAAGUGCAGAAGGCGAAGGAGCAAGAAAAAGCUACCAAAAAGCAAGGACAAUCCGGCGAUAAGGCGAAGCAACGAGAGAAACCUGCCAAGAAGCAAGGGGAAUCCGGUGAUAAGACGAAGCAACAAGAGAAAACUGCCAAGAAGCAAGGACAAUCUGGUGAUAAGGCGAAACGUCCAGAGCAAACUGCCAAAAAUCAAGGACAGUCCGGUGGUAAGGCGAAGCAUCCAGAGCAAACUGCCAAAAAUCAAGGACAGUCCGGUGGUAAGGCGAAGCAUCCAGAGCAAACUGCCAAAAACAAGGACAAUCCGGUGAUAAGGCGCAGCACGAAAAGCAGAAGCAUCAUGGACAGCAGGGGCAGAAUGCGCAACCUGGACAACCUGGGCACCAUGGGGAUCAAGGGAAUCACGGACAACGUGGGAAUCACGGACAACGUGGGCAUCGUGGGGAUCAUGGACGUGGAACGUAAAGACUCCGAACCCGCCGAAGAAAGAAGAUGCACUACCACGCUGGUCACGGCAAUAUGAAUAAGGGGAAAGAUUCCAAAUCCGCAGACUGGAGACGAGGACGAUUUAACACCUCCACACGGGCAACAUCACCAAGGCAAGACUCGAGGCCAUUCUCUAGGUUCUCGUAGAGGGCGUAGAUUGUCUCACCAUUAUCACUGUCACUCCAGGCUUUUUUGUGUACGAAUACCUGUAUUGCGUUGCAACUGUAUUAUCGAGCCAGUAUGAAAGAAACCGGGAAUAAAUGCUGCAACUGAAGCACGUGUACAGAAGCAUGUGUAUAGAAGACAUUAGCACCUGUCAUUGAAGAUGUUUCCAUUCUAAAUGCGGUUAGCGUGCCAAAUCAGGUUUAGGGGCGUGUCCCAAAACGGCAAUCACAAAGUGAAAGGACAACCGCACCUCACUCACCGCACCAAUUUCGCUGCAGACAAAAGUGUAAACUAUUCCUCCGUCACAAGGGCGAAGAGUGCCUUU